GGGCAUGCGGCAUGCAUCCGACCUUUCUCAGAAUAAAAAAAAAUAAUUCACCUUCUAUAUUCUCUUUUUGGUCGUGACAUUUUGUCUAGUUUUGUCAUUUAAUGAUGUUUUUAACAAUAUUAUUUACCUUGCAUCAUUUGAUUUAUUCAAAGUGAAAGGAUAUGUGGAAAAUGAAAUGGGUAGGAAUAGUUUUCCUCAUCUUUCAAUUCUGCAUAUCAACAGCUUUCGAUGAACUUGAAGAUAAGUCUGGUCGUAACCCUGAAGAAAAUUCGUGUGUGGAAGUCAGAGCUGUAUUCAUCAACUGCGAACCUGAGGAAAGCGUAGCAUCGGACGCUGAAUCAGUGCGUUUCGAACGAGAAGAACUGUUCAAGCAUAGUGUGUUGCGCGACUGCAACAAGAAAUUAGCUGUGACUGUCAAAAUUACAAGCGAGCCUACGACGAGUUCAGGAGAUGAAUACUUACCUAUCGAACACGUAUUUGAGGGAACAAACAAGAAACGGAUACGUCUCCUAGACCCGUACAUCCUGCGACUUCGGAGAGAACUACCACUCCAGGCUUAUAAGCUACGCCGGGUUGAUACUAUAAGCGGAGUUUUAUUAGACAAUGAAGAUGAACCUAUUAGCGGCAAAAACUUUAAACAUUCAAAAAAUCGUAUCGAGCGGGAUCUAAGUCAUUUAAGGAAAGAAAAAUGGACAGCAAAUCAUAAAGUUCAUCUACAAACCUUCCCUAUGACUCCACUCGCUCUGAGUGUCCAACCUCUGGAAUCUGCCACACUCUCUGUCACGUCUGCUACUUACCAAACCAGGAGUUGUGUUGAUAAUUACAAGUAUGCCAAUAUUUUAAACACAACGUUGGUCAAACGCAGCAAACGCAAUGAACAUAAUAUUGUGGUUGAAGAAGUCAGUGAUGAUAAACAAUGGGAUUCGAAAAAUGGGUUCUAUCACAUAUCGGAUUCGGACAGAGGUCCUAUGCAGGGAAUCGAUGAUGAUAUUGUUGAAAGACCUGCUAACAUUAUCAAUGAAAAAGAAACACCAGAAAUGUUCGUGACUAAGACAUUAACUAAUGAAAUUACUAAAGCCGAUGAGAGAAGUCGUCUGAAAAAACUGAUUCGUUCAAAAAAUUCAAAUGCCAAAGAAAACGAAUCCAAAUCGGGAAGAAAUAAAUAUUCAGAAAAACAUAAAACAAGCCCUUCAUCGCCUCGAAGUAAAGAAACUAAAACUUUAACAACGAAGCGAUUUGAAGAUAAAUAUGAAGAAAAUCUAGAAUCGAAAGAAAAGGGUGGAGAAUCUGAGAGAGACUAUGCUGUUUACGAGAUCGGCCAUCCAGAACUGUGGUACACAGUGCACGUGCAGCUGUUUGAAAAAUUAAGUACGCCUGACGGAAAAACUGUAUGGAAUGACUUGACCAAAGGCGAGCUAGCUAGUGUAAGUUCAACGUCUCCUGAAUGGACUGGGCAGGAUCUGAACGUUCGUUAUCGUCCUGCUGAGUGGAUACCCAGAGACGAGUUUUCUUUGCCAUCCAGCAGCCUAUGCCUUCUAGCACCCAUUCAUGGAGAAGCCUCUUCUUAUAACGAAAACGGCACUAAGCUGAAUGGUGACUCUGACGACGAAGGCUACAUCGUUCUCCCUGAAGAAGACGUAAUAGGAUUGAAAGAUGAGGAUGGAAACAUUAACGGACGCAACGAUACCAACUCCGAUUCUGAAUACAUUUCGAGGUCGGAGGAACAAAGGGAACGGUAUUUACAGGGUCGCCGAAGGGUGGUCGUGCGCACAUCUAGAGCCAUACUGACUGGAAAGGAAGAAAAAGUUAACAUUGCCUUCCAUGGUACCAACAAAUACUUAACAAUACCGCAUCGGCGGCCACAUCAUGCUCAAAUUGAUUUGGAGGCACGCGCUGAUGAAAAUGAGCUCGUUCGUGUCGGUGCGUCGGGACGAAUCGCAAUUGCUGUUGCGGAUAGCUCUCGUAAAACACGGACUGUUAUUACGCUUCAAGUUGGAAACACGGGAUUAGCUGCUGCCCGGUUCAGGGUUAUCACACGAGACUGUGGCCCAGCCCUGUCUGAUCUGAUAAACGAUAAAAAUAAACCUGUGACAAUGGCGGGGCCGGUUCUGAUCCCUCCGCGACAUACACGGACUCUUAGGCUAGAGCUGCCGAUGGAGAUUCCUGUAGAUGUCGCUCAAUGUUCCGUUUCGUUGGUGAACGAUGAGGAAAAGUCCGUAGCAGUAAGAGAAGUGUCUGUGAAAAAGGGAGACCGAUGUUUUUGCGUGUGGCACUGUGACUGUGUUUGUCUAACUGAUGAUCCCAGGUUACUGUGCCGUGAAAUGCCCGAAGCUCGUCAGUCGGCUGCUGGCCUCUCCAAUCGUGAUAGAACUCGACAUGCUCGCUCAGCUUGUUACAAAGACGUGGUCACGCUCAAUAUAUUCAUCAUCUUUACAGGCGUUAUAGUGGCGCUUUUGUUGCUAGGUUGCAUAAAGGCUAUUUUGGGGCUAGUCUUCAGUUGUAUUGGCAUGUGGGGCUUAGACCAGAUGGUGCAGUUCCCGCGAAAAAUCGAUCAUUAUUAUGAAGAAAGUAUUCGGUGUCGGCAAGUUGAAUACGACUGCCAAGGAUACCCUGUACAUCCUGACACAAAAAUGAAGACCGUUCGUAUGCUAAGCAGAUCCAUGGAAUUUAUCCUCAACGUGAUAUUCUUUGUCAGCGUCCCUUGCAUUAUCAUAUGUGAUGCGAUCAAGGAAAUGAUUUCACGUUGCAGAAACCAGUCACAAAACCCUUGUUGUACGUCGACCUCCAAGAACGACACUAAAAAGUGUUUUAGCAGCCAGGACAUGCAGGGGAUGGCGGCGCUGCGGUGGCGGCGACGUCGCGGUGGCCUACGUAGGUGGAUGACACCUGAGGCACAAGAACUCUCCAAAGAGCUUUGGAAGGAAGGCCUCACGCCGAUCAAAUGUGAAUUUAUGAGGCCCCUGUUGCGCGAUGGUCGACAUAUCGACUCCGCAACGCAACGAGAACAGCCAGACGACUCGUGUGUGGACUCAGAGCAAGACGACACCGACUACGUUCUCACACAGAUGCAGAAAAGUAGAGAAUCACUAUCGAUAUUGAAGCAAAAGUCAAAACAGUGAAACACGUAUGAAUAGGUUUACUUAUCCUUGGUAUAAGAACCUGGUUAUUAUAUUUAUAUUAUAACAUUACUUCGAGAGAACAUCGCUUCGAGCUGAACAACGAACCGAGCCGAACAUAGAGCUAAACAUUGCUACAAACAUUUUCUUUAGCAGACUAGCGCACGUUCUAGUCGACGUCAGCCUUGACAGUACUUUAUUCUAUCUUGUUGGAAUGCUCGGGAGAACGCUCUCGUUAUUAUUCUUCUUAACAUCUUGUCUGUCGGUAUAUAUGAGACACAAUAGAUUGUGUCUCACGUCGAUCUAUGUUCCGAUAAACCCCGGGUAAUGUAACAUUCGCAAGAAUACUCAUACGGAGCAACCUACCUGGAAUGCGUAUGCUACGGGGACCCUGUACGGGCUGACAAAUACCCGUACUUUUAUGGGCGGCUGGAGUUGAUAUGGUUAGAGGUGGAUCACUGCGUUGCCCAAUGUCUUACUGGCCAUGGUAACUUUAGGAGCAAAUUGUCCUCAUUUAAACUCGUUGAUUCACUGCGGUGGCAAUGUUCAACAACGGACUUGCAAGCAGUCCGCACAUCAGAUACUCUGGGAGUGUGGACUCUGGCAAUAUGAACGUAACACUUUGUUAGAUUAUUUAAUUGUUUCAUCAGGUGUUUAUUAUACGGACCUUAAGGAAUCUAGAACUUUCCGUGAGCUUAAGCGUUUUUGCCAUAUCUAGAUAUUAUUGGAAGCAAGUAUAACAGCCCACACAUAGGACCCACUUAGUUUUAAGUCAAAUUUCUGUGGAGCUUGACUGGGCUUCUCCCAGUUGUGCAGUCAGUAUAUUGUCCUUUUAUUUGUUUUCUAUCCGCAUAAAAAGAGUUUUGCAACCUAAAUACCUAAAUCGAAAGAACUUAUUUUCUCUUGCACAUUAAGUAA
Molecule: messenger RNA, 4034 nt
Organism: Spodoptera frugiperda (fall armyworm)
Lineage: Eukaryota; Metazoa; Arthropoda; Insecta; Lepidoptera; Noctuidae
Exons: 19
Coding region: 162-3119 (985 amino acids)
Source: RefSeq, a predicted model, not a curated record